CAGAAGGCGAAGGAGGAGCUGUCAAAAGUUUUAAGUCGGGAGAGGUUCCGCGAAUUGGGACAAAACUUCAACCGCACAUACAAACACACACACAAGCGCGCGCUCUCUCUCUCUCUCUUGCACACACACACACACAUCCGCCAACGGAGAAGGGUUACAGUUAUGGAGUAACACGAUUACAAAUCAAGAGAUACUUUUAAAGCGUUAAAAGAGACGAAAAUGGAGACUUUGGCCAAAACCGGAUUCCUGUUUUCUUUGCUGAUUUCCUUGGGCUCGUGCGUGACUCCGGAAAAGAAAGUGUGUCAGGGAGGAAACAACAGGCUGACUCUGCUGAGCAACGUAGACGAUCAUUACCAGAACAUGGUGAAGAUGUACAGCAACUGCACGGUCAUCCUGGAGAACCUGGAAAUCACACACACCGCGGAGAAGCACGAUCUGUCCUUCCUCAAGACCAUCGAAGAAGUCGGAGGCCACGUGCUCAUAGCCCUGAACAAAGCGCCGGUGAUCCCGCUGGACAACCUGCGCAUCAUCCGAGGCCACUCGCUCUACGAUAAUGAAUAUGCCUUGGCCAUCUUGUCGAAUUAUAACCAAACCACAGAAAAAGGAGUUAACCAGCUGUCCCUCAACAGCCUCACCGAAAUUCUCCGAGGUGGUGUGAAGUUCGCCAACAAUCUUUUCUUAUGUAACGCCGAGACCAUCCAGUGGGCCGACAUCGUGAACCUGAAGAGCAGUCCCAGCCCUAAAAUAAUCGAACAUCGGAUCCCUUCGAAAGACUUCUGUAAGAAGUGUGACCAUAGCUGUUAUAAUGGCUCGUGUUGGGCUCCUGGCCCUAAAAACUGCCAGACUUUCACAAAGCUGACGUGUGCUGAGCAAUGCUCCGGGAGAUGUAAAGGCCCCAAACCUAGCGACUGCUGCAACGAGCACUGUGCGUCCGGCUGCACCGGCCCCAGACCUACAGACUGCCUGGCCUGCAAGGACUUCCAGGAUGAAGAUACAUGCAAAGACGCAUGCCCUGCUCUCAUGCGCUACAACCCCAACACACACCAGCUGGCCCCCAACCCGGACGGGAAGUACAACUUCGGGGCCACGUGUGUGAAGAAGUGUCCACAUAACUAUGUGGUCACAGACCAUGGGGCGUGUGUGCGAGCAUGCAGUCCUGGAACUUACGAGGUGGACGAGGACGGGGUCAGGAAGUGUAAGAAGUGUGACGGUCUGUGUCCGAAAGUGUGCUCUGGACUGAGAGAGGGUCUUCUAAGUGACGUCAUGUCCGUCAACGCCAGCAACAUCGAUUCGUUCGAGAACUGCACGACUAUCAACGGAGACAUCGCCAUCCUGAAGACCACCUUCCAAGGGGAUAAAUUCACUAACACUCCUCCGCUGGAUCCUGCCAGACUCAACGUCUUCAAAACAGUCAAAGAAAUUACUGGCACUCUGCUGAUUCAGCACUGGACACAGGACAUGGCUUCUCUCAGCCCCUUUGAGAAUCUGGAGGUGAUCCGCGGAAGAAUCAAAUACCAAGGUACGGUGAGUCUGGGGGUCAGCGGGACUGAAAUAACACACCUGGGCCUGCGCGCUCUGCGGGAGAUCAGCGAUGGAGACGUGGCCAUCACACAGAACGAAAACCUGUGCUACAACAGUCCAGACCACUGGAAGCGGCUAUUUAAAUCAGAAAGGCAGCAUGUCCGACCCAUGCAGAACGCGAACGCCACCUACUGUGCGAAACAGAACCGUACCUGUGAUGAGAUGUGUACUCCUGACGGUUGCUGGGGUCCGGGACCGACCAUGUGCUUCAGCUGCAUGAGCCACAGACGCAAGACGAGCUGCGUGGCUUCCUGUAACCUCCUGGAGGGCGAGCCACGUGAGAGUGAGGUCAAUAAGACGUGUCUGGAGUGUGACCCCGAGUGCAAGCCUGUGAACGGAACGACGACCUGCAGUGGGCCUGGUCCUGACAUGUGUGUGGAGUGUGCGAACUAUAAAGACGGGCCGCACUGCGUGUCUCGCUGCCCACAGGGGGUCCCCGGGGAGAAGGACACGCUGGUGUGGAAAUAUGCAGACAGCUUGCGAGUGUGCCAGCUCUGCCACCCCAACUGCACCCAGGGAUGCACUGGACCAAAACUUCAUGACUGUAAAGGUACAAGUGACACGAGCACGUCGAUCAUCGCCGCCAGCGUGGUCGGAGGACUCCUGGGUUUCGUCAUCAUCUGCCUGACCGUCGCCGUGGCAAUCAGGAGAAGGAAGAUCAAGCGGAAGAGAACGCUGCGCAGAUUACUGCAGGAGAGAGAGUUAGUGGAGCCUCUCACUCCCAGUGGAGAAGCUCCGAACCAGGCGCUGCUGCGUGUCCUCAAAGAGACCGAGUUCAAGAAGAUCAAAGUACUCGGCUCCGGAGCUUUCGGCACCGUGUAUAAGGGUUUAUGGGUCCCCGAAGGAGAAGACGUGAAGAUUCCCGUUGCCAUUAAGGUUUUGCGAGAGGCCACGCUGCAGAAAGCUAACAAGGAGAUCCUAGAUGAGGCCUACGUGAUGGCCAGCGUGGAACACCCCCACGUAUGCCGCCUGCUGGGCAUCUGCCUGACCUCCAACGUGCAGCUGGUGACCCAGCUCAUGCCCUACGGCUGCCUGCUCGACUACGUCAGGGCGAACAAGGACAACAUCGGCUCGCAGCCCCUGCUCAACUGGUGUGUUCAGAUCGCUAAGGGGAUGAACUACUUGGAAGAGCGCCACCUGGUGCACAGGGAUUUGGCUGCACGCAAUGUGCUGGUGAAAACCCCUCAGCAUGUGAAGAUCACCGACUUCGGCUUGGCCAAACUCCUCAAUGCGGACGAGAAAGCGUACCACGCAGACGGGGGGAAGGUUCCAAUAAAAUGGAUGGCGCUUGAAUCCAUCCUUCACCGGACCUACACGCACCAGAGCGACGUAUGGAGCUAUGGUGUGACCGUCUGGGAGCUGAUGACGUUUGGGACGAAGCCUUACGAUGGAAUUCCUGCCAGCGAUAUCGCCGGGGUCUUGGAGAAAGGAGAGAGACUCCCUCAGCCUCCGAUCUGCACCAUCGACGUCUACAUGAUCAUGGUGAAAUGCUGGAUGAUUGACGCAGAAAGCAGACCAAGGUUCAGGGAGCUCAUCUCAGAGUUUUCCAAGAUGGCCAGAGAUCCAAAACGCUACCUGGUCAUUCAGGGUGAUGAGCGCAUGCACCUGCCCAGUCCCACAGACACCAAAUUCUACCGCAGUCUGAUGAGUGAGGUGGAUCUGGAUGAGGCUGUGGAUGCCGAUGAAUAUUUAUUGCCCAACCAUGCCUUCUUCAGCAGCCCCAGCACGUCUCGUACACAACUACUGCACUCUGUGAGCCUGAACAGCAGCAUCGGGUCGUGUCAGAACAGGAAUGGGGCUCUCGUCCCGGUUCGUGAGAACAGCGUCAUGCUGCGCUACAUCCCCGACCCUACCGAACGCUUCCAGGACGGAGAUUUCCAGCCUGCUCCAGAAUACAUGAACCAGAACGGCAGCGCCGUGGUCUCGGACAUGUCCAACCCCAUCUAUCAGCACCCUACACAUUCCACCCUGGACGAGACAGAGGAGGAGUACCUGAACUGCUUCAAAAACCCACCGACCGUCACUUCUCCUAACCCCGCCCCCGAGUACCUAAACACCUCCCAGACUAAGCUGUUUUCCUCCCUCACGUCCAGCCUGAAGCAGCCGAACGGGCACAUGCAUGGCUACAUCGCGCAGAACAGCAUGGACAACCCCGACUACCAGCAGGACUUCUUACCUCUGGGGAUCAACACGAACGGUCACCUCCUCCCGGCCGCCGAGAACUCGGAGUACAUGGGUGUGGAGGUGCACUAGCCUAGCGCACGCCAGAAGUGGGUGGACUCUGUAAACAAAAAAAAAAAAAAAGACGUGACUGGACUUACAGAGCCAGAAUGUAGCAAUGUCCUGCAGUGCUUUGGUGGAGGUUUUUUUUAACUGCCACGAACUUCUUGAGAGCUUUUGUGUUUCUUUAGAGAUGGACGCUGGGUGUCAGCCACAACAGACUGCAAAGAAUUUUAAUCCUAUUCAGAUGUAGUCUAACUACGUACCGGAUUCGAGAACAUCCCAUAUCAUUAGCUUGCAUAUAUAUAUAUAUAUAUAUUUUUUUUUUCUGUACACACUUUUUUGUGACUGGUUGAGGGUGAGAAUCGCUUCAGAAAUGCAGAGCAGGGAGAAGAUCUCUGGUCUGGAGGUGUGUCUCGGGACAGGUGGGUAGAAAUGAGGAUCGCAAGACUAGAAGAGCUCGUACAUAGCUGUUGUUAUUAGUACUUCAUGACCAGUUUUAGCAUUUUUCUUCUCAAGUUUGUUCACCAAUUCACACUCACUAGUGAUCAUAAGACAGCUACCAAGCAGCAAAGGAGUGAAGGCUCACACAAGCACACACACCGCCUCCCAGACAUCCACCAUCGGCUCUAGAGUCACUGUGAUUGACGGGAGUAUGCCCCUCCCACUCAGAGAACAUGGACGAUUUCACUCUCUGGUCUCAACACGACAAGGCAUCAUUUCCAUAGCCGUCAUUUUAGCUCUGUUUUCUUUCAGAAGAGACUUCAAGAAUCUCGGCACCAAACCAAAUGUACUCUGUUUCAGAUCCUUAAAGCCUUUCCUGCUUUUUUAUGACUUUGUUUUUUUUUUCAUCCAUUUCCAUUUCCUUCCUGUUUGAGGUUUUAGACUCACCAGGGAAAGACUGGACUGUUGUGGUUCUGCAGAGAAGACAGUGUAUACAUAUGGAGUUCGAAACUUAUCGAUGUAAAUAUUUUUGUAUGCAAUUGAGCAGGUUUAAAUGAAAGGAUGAAUUAAUAAUAUUUCUCAUUUGGCAAGAACAGAAUAUCAACCUGGUCAGAAAAAAAGUACGUCCGGACUCUGUCCAGUAUCACGUCCGGCUUUUCCUCUCUCGUCCUAUCAGCAUGACCCAGAAGCCGAGCCACACGUCUUACCCAGGAGUCCAAAACAAGACCUCUGGAAAAAAACUCGACCGCCGGAAGAAAACCCUCCAAAGUGAUCGGUACGCUCUCGAGCUCCUGAGAGAUAAGGCUGAGGUUUUCUCUUCUCUCUUAUUCUGUAUCUAUUACAGCACAUUAAUCGGCAUCGUACCAGCCGCGUACACUCCACUCGUCUGUCCUCCCCGUCUGGUCAGUUCUUGUGUGGUCACGUUGUUGAAAAUCUUUCUACCUAAAGACUGUCGGAAAACGUUAAAGCUUUGCGAAAAAAAAAACUUCAUCGCUCCUCGAAGUUUCCAUGUAUGCCCUCUUGACUAUAAUUAUUACUUUUAAAAAGUAAACUAAAUAAAGUGUGUGUUUUGUA
Messenger RNA from Hemibagrus wyckioides, 5319 nucleotides. It is a transcript of the gene egfra, whose product is annotated as epidermal growth factor receptor a (erythroblastic leukemia viral (v-erb-b) oncogene homolog, avian). Lineage: Eukaryota; Metazoa; Chordata; Actinopteri; Siluriformes; Bagridae. The transcript has 28 exons. Gene Ontology annotation, biological process: cell differentiation; multicellular organism development; positive regulation of kinase activity. Gene Ontology annotation, cellular component: signaling receptor complex; basal plasma membrane. Gene Ontology annotation, molecular function: epidermal growth factor binding; epidermal growth factor receptor activity; ATP binding. The record is from RefSeq and is a predicted model, not a curated record. Bases 220 to 3834 code for a protein of 1204 amino acids.